AUGGGGCAGAGAUACUUUGUCCGCGAAGCCAAGACCAAGCAAGAGCUCGACAGCAUUCUGGACGUCAUCUGGGCUGCCAACUAUACGCCGUACGAACCUUUUAUGCAGCUCUUGUUCCCUGUUCUGGGCUACACGGCUGCCCAUCGCGAGGCCGCCAUGAGCGAAUCGAAACAACGCUUCUGGCAACAGCACCAGGCGGACGAGACGAUCCAUUGGUUCUAUGCAUUCGACACGGUUACCAGCAGAGCCGUUGGUUGCGCACAGUGGGUGGUUUCGACGACAAAUCCUUUUGCAGCAGGCGUGCCGGAGCUGACAGCGCCGUGGUGGCCCGAAGGCGAAUAUCGGAGCUUUUGCGAGUCGAUACUGAAUCAGGUGUACAAGCCUCGUGCGAAUUGGAUGGCGCGGCCCCAUUGUUCACUCAACUGGAUGGCUGUGGAUCCUGCUCAUCGGCUCCGGGGUAUCGGAUGUCUGCUGAUGGACGUGGGUGUUAUGCGUGCCGACGAGCUCGAUCUGGAAUGCUGGCUGGAGGCGUCGGCCAUGGGGAAACCGCUGUAUGAGAAGUUUGGCUUCCAGUCGCUGUUGAAGAUUGCCUUUGACACGGACAAGGCGAAUGCAAGCGACGAGUGGAGAAAGAGUGCACAUGAGCUGACUCCUGAGCCAAUCUACGCAAUGUGGAGGCCAGCAAAGACAUGGCGACAGAGUAGUCAAGGCGGGCUGCAGAUGCCGUGGAUGCUGGGUACGCGGCUGUGA
Exserohilum turcica Et28A is the source of this 750-nucleotide messenger RNA. RefSeq lists its product as uncharacterized. Bases 1 to 750 code for a protein of 249 amino acids. Gene Ontology annotation, molecular function: acyltransferase activity, transferring groups other than amino-acyl groups. NCBI's taxonomy places the organism in Eukaryota, Fungi, Ascomycota, Dothideomycetes, Pleosporales, Pleosporaceae. The record is from RefSeq and is a predicted model, not a curated record. The transcript has 2 exons.